UUCUGAGACCGAGCAGCAGAACGCCAGAGAGCCGGUAGCGAUCUGCAGCAGGAUCAGAGCAUGAGCAUGGCCUCUACCCAGUCCACGGCCUCCAAGGACACGCAUCACUACCCGCACUUCGACGAGCUCCGGUGGGUGAUCCAGAUCCGCCACACGCUGGAGGAGGAGCACGACGACGACGUGGGCAUCCCCGUGUCGGUGUUCAACGUCCCCAGAUGCUUGCAGGUGACCAAGCCCGAGGCGUACGUCCCCCAGCUGAUCGCCGUGGGGUCGUACCACCACUGGCGCCCGGAGCUGUACGAGAUGGAGCGCUACAAGCUCGCCGCCGCGAGGAGGACGCAGAAGCAAUUCCACACCAUCAAGCUGCAGCACCUCAUCGAGCAAUUCACCAAGCUCGAGCACAAGAUCCGUGCCCAUUACCACAGGUACCUUGAUUUCAAUGGAAAUACGUUGGCGUGGUUGAUGGCGGUAGAUGUGUCGUUCUUGCUUGAAUUCCUGCAAGUUUAUGCUAUCCAAGAAGAAGAAGGAAAAGGUAAGGUGCUCAGAAGGUUGUCUUCUCGGAUGUCCCACUUGGUGGAUUACACGGGGAGGAAGUCGGCGCACAACGUGAUAUUGAGAGAUAUAAUGAUGCUGGAGAACCAAAUCCCACUCUUCCUGCUGCGCAAUAUCCUGGAGCUGCAAUGCUCCUCGAUAGAAGUCGCUGACGGCACGCUGACCAAGAUGCUCACCGGCUUGCUCAAGGAGAUCUCCCCUUUCAAGCUGAUGGAGAACUUCCCCUGCAUCGACGUCGCGCAGCACGCCCACUUGUUGGAGCUACUCUACAAUGUCGUCGUCCCUAAAGCCGACGACGACGGCGACGACAACGAGAUCGAGGAGCAGAACGACGAGGCAGCGGCGAAGGAGCAGACGUACGGGAAUUCCGGCUACGUCAGGCAGCUUCUCGAUGCGGUCUCGAAGAUCGGAUCGAGUCUCAACGGAGCUCCAAUCCGCUUCAUCAAGAGCGUCAUCGUGUCGAGGCUCGUCAAGUUCGUGGUGCAGGUUCCUAGGAAGAUCCUCACCAGCCUCCCGGGCUUCUCAAUCGCGAAACAGCCGGACGAGGUGGAGCAGCAAGGAGGGAAGGCUGCUGGCCGGGGAGCAACGGCGACGGUGGUCGCUAGCCAAAAUGCAGCGGUUGAGGUGGGGCUGGCCGAAAGCAAGGGAGGCAGGGGCCCCUUUCGACCAGAUGGGCUUCAAAGGGGAGAGGAUGUGGUUGUGGCAGAGCAAGGAGGAUCGACAGCUGGGAGGCAUGCGGCGAUUGUCGCACGGUGGCUAGCAACGGUGGUGGCUCUGCAACAUAGGAGAGGGGUGGUGUUGAAGUGGCCGAGAAGCAGAGGUGGCGGUAGAGGCAACCGGCGCCUGCGACAGCAGAGGGACCAGCGGUUGCUCUAUUUCUAUCGCAUCACAGAAACAACAACGCCGACCGAUCGCAUGGCCAAAGCUGCAACCAAGGGAAGGCAGCGAUGGUGGUGUGGCUAG
Molecule: messenger RNA, 1515 nt
Organism: Musa acuminata subsp. malaccensis (wild Malaysian banana)
Lineage: Eukaryota; Viridiplantae; Streptophyta; Magnoliopsida; Zingiberales; Musaceae
Source: RefSeq, a predicted model, not a curated record